This is a messenger RNA of Episyrphus balteatus (marmalade hoverfly), 2808 nucleotides long. It is a transcript of the gene tx, whose product is annotated as helix-loop-helix protein delilah. Bases 1060 to 2466 code for a protein of 468 amino acids. The record is from RefSeq and is a predicted model, not a curated record. Lineage: Eukaryota; Metazoa; Arthropoda; Insecta; Diptera; Syrphidae. The transcript is spliced from 2 exons. Gene Ontology annotation, molecular function: protein dimerization activity.
CGGUGUGGGUAUACUUGAACCACUUGGAACGCCAGCGUGCGUUUGAAAGCCAAGCAGCAGCAGCAUUCGCUUUGUUGAGAUUGUUCAAGCUCUCUGAAGCUGUGCUAAGACUAUAGAGUACUUGUAUCUUUUUAUAUUAUGAUGGCUUCCCCAUCACCAGAACCGUGCAAGACAUCUAUCCAUCUUGUGGAAGGCUUUUUUCAUUUCAUAUAAAUUUAUAUCGCCCUCGCGACUUGACUUGGUUACUGGAUUUUGUGUGCUUCAUGCAGCACAGAGCACAGACAGAAUUAUUUUUCUGACGUGUUUUGAUCGAGAUUUCAGUGUAGAUUGGUCAAUUGUCGCGUGAAGACGGACUUCUAUAUCGAUCGUGUGCAGCUGAUCAUAGAUAUAUUUUUUUCUUCUAAUCAAACUCAAAUCGUAUGUGAUACAAUUUUAUUGAAGACUCCUUAAAGGAGGAUCGUAUAGAAAGAUACUUAAAGUUUGUCAACUCUUGUGACGCGAACAUUGUUGUAUUUAUAGAUCGUGAUCAAGAAUAGAAUUUCAUUACUCAGUCGACAAAGUCUCAGAGUUGGAAUCUACUUCCAAGAAAAUUUUGAAAAAUUCUCUUAAAGAUUUUUUGUUAUUUUUGUUGACUUGAGAAUAUAAAGAUCGAAGAACCGUUGAUUUGCUGCUUCGGCGGAUUGCAUAGAUAUUGUUUUGUGCGCGAGAGAUAUUCUUUGGAUGUGCGGAAAUAAUUUCUUGUGUUUUGAUUCUGUAUCUUUUUUUUUUUUGCAUUUAAUUUGUACGAGAGAGUUAAAUAUUUAUAGUGACAUGAAUUUAUUAUUAUUAAUGUUUUUGGCGCUCAGAUGACUAUUUGAAAAAUAACAAUUAAAAGAAGUGAUAUUUGAGAGGAUCACUUGUCAAGAAAGUAUCUUGUGUGGAAAGAUUUAAUAAAUCAUUGAGAAUAACAACAUUGGAUUACGCCGAUACAAUUCUUCAUCAAGGAGAGCGAAUGAUUAUUUUGGAUAUUGACAAGAAAUCGAAAGAGAUUUAUUUGUUGGCCAGACAGCAUAGUUUACAAUGAAGUCAACGACUUGUCAUAAGCAGACGACGACGACAUCAUUGACGUCGGCAACGUUUGCAGCGUCUGAUGCCGCAAGCCAUCAUCGCCACCAUCCAAGUCAAUACCGGAACAACAGUAUUAGCUGUAGAGGCAGCAACAUAAAAAUCAAACCCAGUGAUGCGAAUAAUAAUGACAAUACCUCAAUGAUGACGAGCUCAACGACGACCAAGACGACAGCCAAGCUGCCAAUCAUCACCAGCACUCCUACUCGUAGCAACAGCAAAAACAGUGAAAAAUACUCCUUGCGGCAGAGACAGAAACGAUCCUUUGCUGUGCCAUCAUCCUCUACUGCCGCAGUGGCGGUCGUGUCAUCGGAAUUAAAGACUGCUGCCUCAGCUUUGGAUAAAUCAGCUACAGCAGUGGCGACAGUCAGCAAUCGUUGUAAUUUAAAUUCUACCACCAAACGCUCAAACACCUCGACGUCUGGUUCCAAGGAAAAAUCCAAGAGCAAAGCAGCACCGCUUAGCAAAUACCGGCGAAAAACUGCCAACGCUCGAGAGCGAACGCGCAUGCGUGAAAUAAAUUCAGCUUUUGAGAAUUUGCGACAUUGUGUGCCGCAUACCAUAACUGGCGAUCAAACUGCUUCGUCAAAUGAGAAAUUGACAAAAAUUACAACGCUGCGACUGGCCAUGAAGUAUAUUCGAGUUUUAUCCGAAGCCUUAGACAAUCCAUCAUUCCAGGAAGAUUUUCUUCUCGAAUGUCUCAACGAUGGCGAUCACAGAUUUAGUACUCCCAAUUGGGUUCAAACCCCAUUGGAUGUCUCAGUUAAUAGUGAAGAAGAAGUCCCUCGAGCUGAACCCACUCCAACCCCUCAAGCUCGGCCAAAAGCACGAAAGACAAAACUACAAACGACCAAAGUAACCAACAAACGCCAGCGAACAAAGACGAAAGUACAAGACACUCUAGCGCCGUAUUUGACUUCUUCGUCAACAUUCUCGUCACCAUUCUCUUCGAGUUCCUCCUCAGCAUACGCUUCAAUGUCGGCAUCUCCACUUUUCGAUGACUGUCACUCAAUGACUGACUUGAGCAGUAUGAUUCUGGAAUCCGAUGGUGAAUCACUGCAUCUCUCCGAACCAUGUCUCAGUCCAAUGAAUAGGAAUUAUAAUCUAGGAAUGCCGUGUCUAGAUAGAACGUCGACUCCAAGCCUAAUGAAGACCAUCCCAAUGUCAAUAGAAGCUGAAAAUCCGCUUGAAUUGAGUCUGAGACUUCUUGAGCCAGAUGCUGAUUCUUUGGAAUUUUCAACCGAUCAACAACCUUCAACGUGUAUUAGUCCUUUGGCCACUCUUGAAUCAUUUAAUCCAUUUGGAGACCUACUGCAUGUUGAGUUUCCUGAACACUCAUCAUUAGAUCUGUUUUUGACAUGACGUGGAGUCUAUUUGAAAUGAUGGAUUUAAUCGGAUGAUAUAGUUAAAUUAACUUUGUUGUAUUUUUAAAUGCAUUUUUAUUUUGUUCGUUUAUAUAGUAUUUUCACACUUUUUUUUAAUGAAUCAUCAUUUUUUUUUUAAUUUCAUAGCAAAAACAAAAAACAAAUUUUUAUGGAAAGACAUUAUUUUUAACAAGCACUAAUUUCUUCUUAAAUUAAAAAAUAAAAAUAAUAAAAAUUUUAAGGAAACGAUCCCAUAAUUUCUUAUUGUGUCAUAUUGAUUUAAGUUAUCAUUUAAUACUUUUUGUACAUAAUUUUAAGAAUAAACUUUUGAUACACAAUU